Hibiscus syriacus is the source of this 644-nucleotide messenger RNA. Its product is annotated as UPF0098 protein CPn_0877/CP_0992/CPj0877/CpB0906-like. NCBI's taxonomy places the organism in Eukaryota, Viridiplantae, Streptophyta, Magnoliopsida, Malvales, Malvaceae. The coding region runs from base 39 to 545 and encodes 168 amino acids. The record is from RefSeq and is a predicted model, not a curated record. The transcript is spliced from 2 exons.
UCAAAAUCUUCUUGUGUGAACUUUUUUGUGGAAGACGAAUGGCUAGCGACCAGGAUCAGUUCAGGCUAGUAUCCCCAGCCAUAAACCAGGAAGGCAGGUUGCCGAGAAAAUACACAGACGAAGGUCAAGGCGCAAAGCGCAACCUUUCUCCGCCGCUGGAAUGGUACAAUGUGCCCGAAGGUACUCGGACGCUCGCCCUGGUGGUGGAGGACAAAGAUGCGCCCGACCCCAGCGGCCCCAUCGUGCCGUGGACCUGUUGGGUAGUGAUUAACAUUCCGCCGACGUUGAAGGGUCUACCGGAGGGAUUCUCGGGGAAGGAAGAGGAGGUGGGUGGUGAUUAUGCUAACAUCAAAGAAGGCAACAAUGAUUAUAAGGUUCCGGGGUGGCGAGGACCUAAGUUGCCGUCUCACGGCCACCGGUUCCUCUUCAGGCUGUUUGCUUUGGAUGACGAAUUGAAUGUGGGCAACAAAGUGACCAAGGAGAAGGUGCUUGAAGCUGUCGAAGGACAAGUGGUGGCGGAAGCUGAAUUGAUGACCAAGUUUUAAGUGAAGGCUGUUUGCGUUUGUAUUUUUAGUGCUUUGUGUGCUUCUUUGAAAGACGUCUGAACAUCAAUUAAUCGACAGUUUAUGAACUUUGGCUUUUCA